Molecule: messenger RNA, 444 nt
Organism: Guillardia theta CCMP2712
Lineage: Eukaryota; Cryptophyceae; Pyrenomonadales; Geminigeraceae
Exons: 4
Coding region: 1-444 (147 amino acids)
Biological process (GO): protein polyubiquitination
Cellular component (GO): nucleus
Molecular function (GO): ubiquitin conjugating enzyme activity
Source: RefSeq, a predicted model, not a curated record
AUGGCGCUGAAGCGAAUCAACAAGGAAUUGGCGGAUUUGCAGAAAGAUCCCCCAUCCAACUGCAGCGCAGGACCUGUAGGAGACGAUUUGUUUCAAUGGCAGGCUACCAUUAUGGGGCCUUCAGAUAGCCCAUAUGCUGGUGGAGUAUACUUUUUGAACAUUCAUUUCCCUGCAGAUUAUCCCUUCAAGCCCCCUAAACUUCAAUUCACAACGCGCAUCUAUCACCCCAACAUAAACGCCAAUGGGAGCAUUUGUCUGGAUAUUUUGAAGGACCAGUGGAGCCCGGCGUUGACAAUCUCGAAAGUUUUGCUAUCGUUGUCUUCAUUGCUGACUGACCCCAACCCUGAUGACCCCCUUGUACCCGAGAUCGCGCAAAUCUACAAGACUGACAGGGAAAAAUAUAUCAACACAGCGAAGGAGUGGACCCGCAAGUACGCGAUGUGA